UCUACAUUUUCCUUAUUUCUACAGGAAAAAGAGGCGAAGAAGGAAGCUUUUAGGAAGUAUUUAGAAUCUAGUGGAGUUUUUGAUGCUCUGACCAAAGUCCUUGUUGUACUAUAUGAGCAGAAUGACAAAGCCUCUUCUGAUGUUGAGUUUGUCCAACAGAAGUUAGGUGGUCCAAUUGUGUCUGAAUAUGAAAAGCUACAAGCUGACAUGUUAGAUCUGCAAAUAAAGUAUAAUGAGUUCUUGCUAGCGCACCAAGAGACCUGCAGACAGGCAUGACUUCAAUCACUUAUUAUGGCAGC
Vitis vinifera (wine grape) is the source of this 299-nucleotide messenger RNA. RefSeq lists its product as uncharacterized. The record is from RefSeq and is a predicted model, not a curated record. Gene Ontology annotation, biological process: regulation of DNA-templated transcription. The transcript has 3 exons. NCBI's taxonomy places the organism in Eukaryota, Viridiplantae, Streptophyta, Magnoliopsida, Vitales, Vitaceae. Gene Ontology annotation, cellular component: nucleus. Gene Ontology annotation, molecular function: transcription coactivator activity. The annotation marks the transcript as partial.